Molecule: messenger RNA, 4727 nt
Organism: Camellia sinensis
Lineage: Eukaryota; Viridiplantae; Streptophyta; Magnoliopsida; Ericales; Theaceae
Product: SNF2 domain-containing protein / helicase domain-containing protein / F-box family protein
Biological process (GO): DNA repair
Cellular component (GO): nucleus
Molecular function (GO): ATP-dependent activity, acting on DNA; ATP binding; protein binding
Source: RefSeq, a predicted model, not a curated record
AUCUACUCGGUCUAUUAGGCACAGUCGUCGUCGUCAAAUUUCCUCUCGUUGUCAUAUUGUCUCCUCUUUCGUCUUGCGUUUUUGAAUCCUGUAAAGAUGGCACACAAAAUGCACAGCUUGGAACCCUAAUUUUUGUAAAAAAACAAUUGGAGAACCCUAAUUUAUCACUUUCAGCGUUUCGAAACCCUACAUACAAUGGACGACUCCGAUUCAGAGAUCGACCACAAGCUCUGUGGAUUCUUGUGUUCGGUCCUCACAAUGACUCCCCCACGAACACAAGACCUCUCAGAAACCCUGCCUCUCAACACUCGCUGUUACGUCUUCGGCGGCGAUGGAUCGGAGGUCGGCUUCCAGUCAGAAAACGGCGUGUUUUUAUCAGUAAUAAAUGCAAACGCGAGGGCUUUGGUGUCAACAUUGAGUGCACCGGAGUCGGGGGGGCUGGGGAACAAUUCAGAGAGAGAGAGUGUGGUGUUGAGGAAGAAGUGGAGGAGAAUUGGGCUUGUCCACGGGAGUGUGAGCGUGGUUCAUCAGAUUCAUGCGUUGGUGAUGCACAAGUGCUUGAAGGUAAUUGGGAGGGUGGUAAGAGUCGUGGUUGGUAAUUGUGGGGAAGUGAGGGUUGUGCUUCUGGUUGAUGUGUAUUUGCCGAUAGCUCUUUGGUCCGGAUGGCAGUUUCCCAAAUCUGGAUCAAUUGCAGCAGCGCUGUUUCGCCAUUUGAGUUGUCACUGGGAGAAAAGGAGUUCAUUGCUCAUUAGUAAUGGAAAUGUUUUCAACUCCGAUCGUGAAGAUAUUAACUGCAUUUGGAAACUCUCUGAUUGUCAUGUUCUUGGAUGCAAACAGCAUUGCAGUUUUCCUGAUACAUCUAAGAGAAAACUAUUUGAACUUCAUGAAAUUUUUAAGAACUUACCUAGUGUGGCAAAGAAAGGAAAUGUUGAUUCUUCAAGAGUGAACCCUGCAGAUGCUUCUCGUGAAUCUGGUAUUUGGGAGGUAUCAGAUGAUGUGUUGAUUAAAAUUCUGAAUGCACUUGGUCCUAUUGACCUUGUCAGGGUUUCAGCCACAUGCCGCCAUCUAAGAUUGUUGACAGUAUCAGUUAUGCCAUGUAUGAAACUUAAACUUUUUCCUCACCAACAGGCAGCGGUUGAGUGGAUGUUACAGCGUGAGCGGGAUUCUGAAUUAUUGCCACAUCCUCUGUACAUGGAUUUCUUAACUGAAGACGGGUUUGGUUUUUAUAUAAAUACUGUUUGUGGUGAAAUAGUCACGGAAUCAGUUCCCACAAUUAGAGAUUUCCGUGGGGGAAUGUUCUGUGAUGAACCUGGAUUAGGUAAGACUAUAACCGCCCUUUCCCUUAUUCUGAAGACGCAAGGAACAAUGGCAGAGCCCCCAGAUGGAGUGCAAGUAAUCUGGUGUAUGCAUAAUGCUGAUCAGAGAUGUGGUUAUUAUGAGCAUAAUGGUGACGUCACCAGUGGUAACAUCUUAUCAAAUAAAAGGGCUUUGGGUCAUCAUGCUCGAAGGCAACAAUUCUCUUUCAGUAAAUUAACUCCGAGGGAGAAUAUUAAAUGCCCAUCACAAGAAAGAGUCAGUUUUUUGGAUUCUUCAGUGCCAAUUGUAGGAUCUACUGAGUUAUGUCCAUUUGAUGGAAUUGAUCCACCCACAGCUGCCUGCUCUACUCCAGCAACACAUGUAGUUCGAUGCACAAGGAGCUUCAGUCGCAUUAGGAGAAAUCUUCUUCACACAUAUGAAGUAGAGUCUGAUUUUUCUGACGAAUGCAAGGUUCGGAAAAAAUCAAGUAAAAGAAAGUGUGCUUCCAAUGGCCCAGGAUGUGGCUCUCUAGACAAGCAAAUUGGUGUAUCUUGUGGAUCACUGAACGAUAGCAAGAGGCCUAGGAAGCCCACUGCUGAUCAUUCUGAAUAUAAUGAAACUUGGGUACAGUGUGAUGCUUGUCGCAAGUGGCGGAAGCUUGAAGAUGCAAGUAUGGCAGAUGAUACAACAGCAUGGUUUUGUAGUAUGAACAGUGACCCAUUACAUCAGAGUUGCAGUGUUCCAGAAGAAUCUUGGGAUUACCGUCAGUCCAUUACAUACUUACCAGGUUUCCACACCAAAGGAACUCCUGGGGGGAAGGAAGAAAAUGUGUCAUUUUUCACCAGCGUGCUUAAGGAGCACUAUGCACUAAUUAAUUCUGAAACGAAAAAGGCCUUGACUUGGUUGGCUAAACUUUCACCAGACAAACUGUCAAAAAUGGAAACAACUGGUUUGUUACAGCCUAUCUUGAGCACUCGAGUGGUAUUCAGAGGCGAUGAGCAUGAAUUUCAUAAAAUAUUUCAGGCAUUUGGUCUAAUAAAGAGCAUAGAAAAGGGUUCUACUAGGUGGUACUACCCAAGAACCCUUGAAAACUUGGUUUUUGAUUUGGCUGCCUUCAGAAUUGCUCUUUGCGAGCCUUUGGAUUCCUUAAGGUUAUAUUUGUCAAGGGCAACUCUUAUUGUUGUUCCGUCAAACUUAGUGGAUCAUUGGAAAACCCAAAUUCAAAAGCAUGUCAGCCCUGGUCAGUUGCGCCUUUAUGUCUGGACAGAUCAUAAAAAGCCUUGUGCACACAAUCUGGCUUGGGACUAUGAUGUUGUUAUUACUACCUUCAAUCGUUUAAGUACUGAGUGGAGUCCCCGUAACAGAAGUGUAUUGAUGCAAGUUCACUGGCAUAGGGUCAUACUAGAUGAAGGGCAUACCCUUGGCUCGAGUCUUAACUUGACAAACAAAUUGCAAAUGGCUAUUUCACUGACAGCUUCAAAUCGUUGGUUAUUGACGGGAACACCAACUCCUAACACACCCAACAGUCAAGUAUCUCAUCUCCAGCCCAUGCUUAAGUUCCUUCGUGAGGAAGCUUAUGGACAGAAUCAGAAGUCAUGGGAAACUGGCAUUCUUAGACCAUUUGAAGCAGAGAUGGAAGAGGGUAGAUCACGUUUGUUGCAGUUACUUCAUAGGUGCAUGAUUAGUGCAAGAAAAGUAGAUUUGCAAACAAUUCCUCCUUGCUUAAAAAAAGUGACAUUUCUUGAUUUUACCGAGGAACAUGCAAGAAGUUAUAAUGAAUUGGCAGUCACAGUACGGCGUAAUAUAUUAAUGGCUGAUUGGAACGAUCCGUCUCAUGUUGAAAGUUUACUGAACCCAAAGCAAUGGAAGUUUCGAAGUACUACUAUCAGAAAUGUGAGGCUGUCUUGCUGUGUUGCUGGACAUAUUAAAGUAACAGAUGCCGGGCAAGAUAUUCAGGAAACAAUGGAUAUUUUAGUUGGAAAUGGCCUGGAUCCUAUUUCGGAAGAGUAUGCUUUCAUAAAAUAUAACCUACUAUAUGGUGGAAGCUGUAUGAGGUGCAAAGAAUGGUGCCGUUUACCUGUCAUUACACCAUGCCGGCAUCUUUUAUGCCUUGAUUGUGUUGCUUUGGAUAGUGAAAGAUGUACUUUCCGUGGCUGUGACAACUUAUAUGAGAUGCAGAGUCCUGAAAUAUUAACCCGUCCAGAAAAUCCUAACCCAAAGUGGCCUGUUCCCAAAGACCUCAUUGAGUUACAGCCGUCAUAUAAACAGGAUGACUGGGAUCCUGAUUGGCAAUCAACAUCUAGCAGUAAAGUUGCUUAUCUUGUUCAGAAGCUGAAAGAUUUGCAGGAAGCUAAUAAAAUGAUUGGUUUCUCCAUAGAUGAGGGAAAUGAUGCCAAGCAUUUUGAGAAGUUUCUUUGUCUUUCUGAGAAAAGUGAUUCUGGUACACUGUUACACCAGUUUGAGUCUUGCAAGACACUUCCAGAGAAAGUUCUAAUCUUUUCUCAGUUUCUUGAGCAUAUACAUGUCAUCGAGCAGCAGUUAACUGGUGCUGGUAUCAAAUUUGCUGGGAUGUAUAGUCCAAUGCAUUCUGGCAACAAGAUGAAGUCACUAACAACCUUCCAGCAUGAUGCAAGUUGUAUGGCUCUUCUUAUGGAUGGAAGUGCAGCAUUAGGCCUUGAUUUGAGCUUUGUAACACAUGUUUUUCUAAUGGAACCAAUCUGGGACAGAAGCGUGGAGGAACAAGUGAUUAGUCGCGCUCACCGGAUGGGUGCUACUCGUCCUAUUCAUGUGGAAACAUUGGCAAUGCGUGGUACUGUGGAAGAGCAAAUGCUGACGUUCUUGCAGGAUGCUGAUGAGUGCAGACGGUUCUUGAAGGAAGAGUUUGGAAGACCUGACCGUGAAGGUUCACGGCCACACCGUACAUUACAUGAUUUUGCUGAGAGCAAUUAUUUGGCUCACCUUAGUUUUGUGCACACCAGUUCUAAUAUUUGAAGCUUCAAGCUGUGGAGGAGUGCUCAUAGAACUCCCAAGCAACCUAGAUCUUUUGGAUGAUAUUUCCUUUGUGAAAUUGGGCCUGCUGGUUGAAAUGAUUUUUGACUUACCACCGACCUUGUACAUUUCAUUUUCUGGGCAUGCAUCAGUUUGGUUUGGCAUUUUUGCUCAGAAGGUUCUCAACUAGUAUUUUUGGUGGAACCUCGGCUCAGCUCAAGAUCAAGAUCAAGCUCAUGUUGUUGUUAUAUUACAGACUCUAAUCCGUGUGAUGAUGGAUCCAUGUUGACUUAAUGCACUCUGAAAGAAAAUUUAUUUGCAAAGUUGCUUUCCCCCAUUAAUUGUCAUUUGUUUUGUCAAAUAUUAAACAAUGGUGCUACACGCACCAAUUGAUAUAUCAAUUAAUGUAUCAAUACAUGUUAUAUUAUUACUUCAAAAUUAUG